UGAAACUCGCCUGUGUGCCCUAAAGAUUGCCUGUUAAUACAAUGCUUAUGCCGUCUUCCAGUUUAGCUUGUUACCUAAUCUAUAGAAACAGUGUUUGUGUUGUGCUGCUUCGUGGUUGUCCAAGGGUAACGUAGGCAAACGAAGAUUAGCUGUGUGCGGGUGUGAUGGAGUCGUCAGGCCCGAGCACAGCCGCUCCAGAGUUUGACGUGUACGGGGCAAUGGACUGGAAGGACGGAGUGGGAACACUGCCUGGCAGCGAGCUCAAGACAGCAGCAGCUGACCGAGCGGCACUCCCUUGGACACAGGACUUAUCACAGAGCACGAUCCCACGGCCAAGGAACAGGAGGAGAGAGAGCACCCACGGCACAGAGGUGCGCGCUCCUCCCCCGACCACCUCCUCAGACAUGGAUGAACUCCUGAAACACCUCACCGAGGUUAGCAUCCGCCAGCAGCAAAUAGCCGAACAUCUCGCCGCUCGGCAAGGCCAGACGGAACAGGAGAUCGCAGCUCUCCGAGCCGCUAACCCGCCCGUGUCACCUUCGGAUGCAGCACAACACUUCCACGAGUGGGAAUAUAAAGCCCAACUACCGGCUCGGGCCCAAGCCGCCGAGCUUACACGACUGGCGCGACACUGGUUAUUAGAAGGGGACCCAUCAGCGACGCAGGUCAUCGUCGUCGACCGGUUCCUCCGGGCCCUUCCUCGCUCUCACCGCCGAGCGGUCGGCAUGAGGAACCUGACCUCGACGUCAGAGCUGGUGGAGCUGGCGGAUGCAACCCAACAGCGAGAUGUGGCGGAGAGAGCGCCGCCGUUUCCCCGGAGGGUGAGCCAGGAGCGACGCGCGCCGGAGGGCACCCCGCGACACAUGAGUAGGCCGGCGGCCCGCUCCGUGCGAGACGAACCCAUGCCAACGGAACGUCCCGCUCAAACCUGGCUGGCGGGCUGCAGCAUGCACCGGGACCUUCCUGCUGGGGCACCGGAAGACCAAGGUGAAGGUGAAUGGAAAAUCGUUCCGGGCCCUUCUAGACUCGGGAAGCGCAGUAAGCCUCAUCCAGGCGCAUGUCCUAGCCCCUCGCACGGAGUGCAAGACGGCACUGCCCAUAACUUGUGUCCACGGGGACACUCGUCAGGUUCCAGCCUGUCGGGUGACCAUCUCGGCUGCCCCAGGCACCUGGCCCGUCGAAGUGGGCGUAUUGAAGGAUCUCCCCGUACCCGUCCUGAUCGGCUGAGACUGGCCCGGAUUUGA
Molecule: messenger RNA, 1244 nt
Organism: Onychostoma macrolepis
Lineage: Eukaryota; Metazoa; Chordata; Actinopteri; Cypriniformes; Cyprinidae
Exons: 4
Coding region: 165-1244 (359 amino acids)
Source: RefSeq, a predicted model, not a curated record